This is a messenger RNA of Nannizzia gypsea CBS 118893, 1500 nucleotides long. RefSeq lists its product as hypothetical. The transcript has a single exon. Gene Ontology annotation, cellular component: catalytic step 2 spliceosome. The record is from RefSeq and is a predicted model, not a curated record. Lineage: Eukaryota; Fungi; Ascomycota; Eurotiomycetes; Onygenales; Arthrodermataceae. The coding region runs from base 1 to 1500 and encodes 499 amino acids.
AUGGCCUCCUCCUCGUCGCAAGCAGUUGCGAAACGAUCAUCAGAUACUCAACUGAUGCCCCCUCCUCCGCCAGCCAAAAGAAUAAAACGACCACCAGUAGCUCUGGACGAAGACGAUUAUACUGAUGCCCUUUCUCAUAUUGUCGCCCGAGACUUCUUCCCUGGGCUGCUCGAAACCCAAGCUCAGCAAGAUUACCUUGACGCCCUUGAGUCCAAGGAUAAAGAAUGGAUUGCCACAGCGGGGAGGAGAAUGGCUCAACUAAUGACACCGGGUUCGCAGAGGAGAUAUGCUGGGACAUCCAUGACACCACAUCGCGGAAGGACUCCCAGCUUGCCGAAUACGGAUACUCCCCACAGGACCCCGGCUAUGGACAAGAACACGCCCAGAGGCUGGAAAGGAGAUACACCGAUGUCGUGUGCUACACCCGGCAGCAUGGCAUCGGUUGCGACAAGCUCAGCAGGACGCGAGAUCUCAUCGAAAAUUCGAAACAUGGGAUUAGGGUCUUUUCAGCAGAAAUAUACCAGCGAAGACAACGAAUCAUUCAACAAAUUACUCGAUAAACAAAAUGAGAAGAAGAGAGAGAAAUACGCCUGGCUAUGGAGUGGAAAUACGAUACCCUCUGGUAGGGAGCUAGUGCAUAAAAAGCGGGAAGCUAAAAGGCUGGAAGCGCAGGCCGCGCCAGACGGAAGCAAGGAGAAACAACUUAUGAAGCUAUCAGACACCAAGACUACAGCGGAUAACCGUCCGGCGAGACCAGAUGGAUGGAAAUCGAAACCCGAGAAUUCCUUGAUGUUUGUUCCUUCAUCGGUAGAAGACGACGUGGAAACAGUUCAGCAGAAGCAAGAAGCUACAUCCCGAAUGGGAGAGAAGCAAGUCCUCUAUCACAACACCCGUCUAAGACCGCAGAUGGAAAAUAAUGACGGGGAACAAUACACAAGUGUUCCGCCAUCACCUUCCUUAUCUGCGGUUCGUGACGCAAUCGCCGGAAAGCCUAGACCUACUGACUCGGAGCCAGGGUAUACCGGCGGUGAAACUCCUCGUGUAAACGGGUACUCCUUUGUUGACGAAGACGAACCUGAACAUGAGCCACGCUCUGCGCCACAUGCUGACGAGGACGAGGAAGCAUAUCAUCUCAAGCUCCUUGAAAGCCAAGCGUCUGACUCGACGCCGAACCCGUUCAAGCUCAAAGAGAGCGGCAAGCGAGAACUGCUGCUUCACCGUAUGGUGGACCGAGUGGCGAAGAAUAAUAGAAGAGAAAAGGCGAUCAAAGAGACAAAGACCCCUGUCCCAAUGUUCCCAAGUAGCCCCAUGAUUGCCUUUGGGAAAUCGGGCGAUAGAUCGUCAAUUUCCAAAACUCCUCCGAUGAGCCGAGCGGCCCUUACCCCUGCCGCCCAGAGGCUCUGGGCCCAAGUGGGCAAUGGCACUCCCAAAAGAGCUGUGAUAUCAAAUUCAACGAGCGGGAAGAAUAUGUGGACACCUACUCCCAAAAGGGCCAAGUAG